AAAAUUAGGAUUUUUCAACCUUCAGUAAGUAUACUCUGGGCGCAGCAGGGUGUAUGAAAAUAACCUGUUUUGCAGGCACUUUAGGAAGUGCCUGUAUAGCAGGUUAUUGUAGGCACUUCCUAGUCAUUGCAGGCGCUUUGAAGCGCCUACAAAUUACGUUUUUGCGGGCACUUUUAGAUUAUGCAAAGUUCAGGCAUUCCAGCCUACGCCCACUGGUAUCUUUCCCGACAUGGCAUUUGCAGGCCUCAUGCAGGCGCUUGCUUGAGCGCUGGAUAGGGUUAUGCAGGCACACAAAAGCGCCUGCAAUGACCUCAUUUAAGCGCCAGCAAAAGCUAGUAACCUUACCUAAGAUGAGGCUAGAUGACUUAGGUGCUGCGAUGGCGAUGCAGAUAGAUGUCUUCAUCCAUCUGCAAAUUAGAAGUUCACUUGAGUUUUGACAGAGCAUUGUUGUGUGAGACACUACAUUGCCAUGUCUUAUGAUCUCUUGUGCUAGGACUAGAUGAUAAAAUCUAGGUAGUUACCAACAAUGAAUAGAAAGCUCUAAAGUAA
This is a messenger RNA of Rubroshorea leprosula, 549 nucleotides long. NCBI's taxonomy places the organism in Eukaryota, Viridiplantae, Streptophyta, Magnoliopsida, Malvales, Dipterocarpaceae. The record is from the annotation of a GenBank genome assembly.